This is a messenger RNA of Raphanus sativus (radish), 755 nucleotides long. RefSeq lists its product as uncharacterized. The transcript is spliced from 2 exons. The coding region runs from base 118 to 621 and encodes 167 amino acids. The record is from RefSeq and is a predicted model, not a curated record. NCBI's taxonomy places the organism in Eukaryota, Viridiplantae, Streptophyta, Magnoliopsida, Brassicales, Brassicaceae.
UAUACAACACUAUCGUCGUCAAGAUAGAACGAGAAGAAGAAGAAGUUCCAUCUACUUCAAAAUUUUCAGAUUCGAUUUUCCGGGAAAAUAGCAGUUUUCUCUGUGAAUUUUCUUAUCAUGAACUGUGUCUCUGCAUUCAAGUUCGUACCAUCAACUGUUAUAUUACCAUGUGCACAAUCAAACCUUCACAUUUCGAGUUAUUCAUCCAAGUUUACGCUCAGAUGGCGUAGCUAUGCUUCUUCUUCUUCUUCUUCUUCCCGAAUUCGAAGGAAAACCCUAACCCUAGUUUCUUCGAAAUCUUCGGAAGCGGAAGAGGAGUCGGAAACGGAGGACGAAUGGCUGAAGAAGCUACCGGAGAAGAACAAGCCACUGUAUUCGCAUAGCUUGCCUUGCAUCGAGGCGUGGCUGAGGAAAUUAGGGUUUUACCAGAGCAAAGACGAUAGAGCUGUUUGGUUGAUUCAGAAACCUGAUUGGCACGCCCAGUUAUCUCUUGACGUCACAGAUCUCUGCAUAAGGUACUUGAAAAGUGGACCGGGAAAUCUUGAGAGAGACAUGGAAAGAAGGUUUAGCUAUGCAUUGAGCAGAGAAGAUACUGAGAACGCCAUACUCGGAGGACCUUGACGAUUAAAGAGUUUGUUGAGCAUCUUUCUUUUCAAACCUAUACUUGUGUUACUCCAUUAGUUUUCCAUUGUAUGAUGAAUUUGCUUCUUUGAUAAAUAAAAGAAAAUAAAAUAAAAAACUCUUUUUAUUCACGA